This is a messenger RNA of Daphnia pulex (common water flea), 2113 nucleotides long. RefSeq lists its product as uncharacterized. Bases 951 to 1760 code for a protein of 269 amino acids. NCBI's taxonomy places the organism in Eukaryota, Metazoa, Arthropoda, Branchiopoda, Diplostraca, Daphniidae. The transcript has 6 exons. The record is from RefSeq and is a predicted model, not a curated record.
UUUGCAUCCAUUGGAAUUAUCCGUAAUCAACAGAUUCGUCAUCGUCAUUCUUUAUUUUCAAUUCAAAAUUUUUUACGACUUGUUCAGCGAUAGAUUAGUUUUUAAAACAGACGAGGUUCUACUUGUACCUCAAGGAUAAUUUCAUUGGAGAAACUGCGAACGGAUUAAGUAAAUUAACUUUCGUACCGGUACAUCUUUCCUGUUUGCGUUAUCCGUCUCGAGGAAAAUUAGAAUAACGAGGUCAACGGGACAGGAAAGGUGUAUCCCAAAUAAAAGCAAAAGAGCUAGUCUAUCAAGCAGUAAAACUUUUCAAAAAAGAAUAUUAGCUAAGCACGUUUUGAGACAGUAAUAAAAUUCUUUCUUUCUUUCGCUGGCGGUAGAAUCCGAGAUUGUUUUUCCGUAUUACCCUAAAAUAGCUAACGGUUCAUAUACUUUUAGUUUGGUUAACUUUAAACAUUAUCUUUUAUUUUUAUUGAUUGGAUCAGAUUUGUUGACUAUUGAAUAACUGUUGAAUAGCUAGCGGCGCAAACGUUUUGCUACCAUCGUACCGUUGGCAAUUAAGUAGUAUUUUCUACAAAUGAGUCGAAGGUAAAAAUUGAACACUCACACAUUGGCUCCACACCCGGUAAAAAAAAAACAGAAAAACUAACACGUUACUGGCGGAUCGGCCAACCCUUAUUAUUGCGGUAGCUGUUCGCUUGUAGUGAACGUGUGUGUUCAGGUACUUUCCGACCUCCUGGAGUCUGGCUGCCAACUAUAUAAGAACCAUGCAUGCCCAGUCACCUUUGUCAGUUCCAUCUUGCAUUGUCCAGCUAGCGCAACCACUGCUCUUAACUGCACGCAUCCAGCAAGACAAAAACAACAAUAAAACAACAUCAUCCAAUCUUCAUCGCCUUUUCAACAACUUGUCAAAUUUUCAACUCUAUCAUCAAAGAUCUUGAGAUAUCACCAUGGUUUCCUCGCAGACAAUCGUUGUGUUGGCUUUAUUGAUUGCCACUUUGGUGUCCGUGGAUGCUGAAAACUUCUUUUCUCGACGCCGCAGUCAACCCUUCCAGCGGCUCAAUACCAACUCAUAUUUCCGGCAACGGCUCGGCACUCAAGGAACCAGUGCCAACAACUAUCCUUUGGCAAGUCCGCUCCUGCAGCCCCAGACAACCGGAGCGAACCUGGCUACUUCCAGCUAUGGGGGCGCUACAACUUACGAUAGUCAUGCAAGCGGUUACGGAGUUGGUUACGAUAACCGUGAAAGCAGUAUCAAUCCGCUAUCGGCCCUUGUCGCCCCUUUGGCCGCCCUAGCGCUCUUGGGUGCCGCUGCUGCAGUUGCAAGCAAUCCCGUACUGAUGACUCUUGCCGUUUUGUCAAGCGGUCGCAAGCGCCGCGACAUCAACAUGGAAAAGAUUGGAAGAGAUGAUUUGACUCCUGAGCUGCAAUCCAAACUGGAAGAGAUGGAGACUUUGGAGAAAUACAUUGUCCAGAUUCCCGAGCAAGAGAAACAACAAAAGAAACUUAUGGCCACUUACCUCUCUUGCUCUGGUUUCACCGAAUCCAGCAACUCGUGUUUGGACCGAGUCGUUUGUGACUACUCUAUUCGACCUGGCAAAAUGACCGAACUGGAAAAGGACGUCAUUUCUAUCAUUUUGUACAACAUCAUGUCCAACGGGUACAUUUCUCAAGAAUACAAGGAACGUCUGAGGACAGCUGCUCAAUACGGUCGCACCCGUGGACAAUGCAGUGCCUUCUCAUGCGAUCAGCUCAAGUAAGCCCCCAACAGCUACCGCUAAUAACAAUUACAUCACUAUGAAAAAAGAAAGAAUGAUCUAUUACUAAACAUUUAAUUUUAUCCCUUUCAAAACUUAAAAAGUAUUUAGUUCCUAUUAGACUCUAGUGUUUUGUACAUGUGUGUAUUUAUCACUGGAUUCCCCCAACCAAAUUCGAUUCCUCAAGUGUACAUUUGAAUUCUUUUCAUUGUAAUUCUUUAGAAUGCACAACAGGACCUUUAUUUAUGACCCGACAAAACAAUUAACUACUAAUUGAAUCUUGUUCCUAACAAUCUCCGCCUUUUGUUUUGUAGUCUUUCAUGGGUACUAAUACAAGUAUGUAGUUUUCACCUAAA